Messenger RNA from Menidia menidia (Atlantic silverside), 1392 nucleotides. The record is from the annotation of a GenBank genome assembly. NCBI's taxonomy places the organism in Eukaryota, Metazoa, Chordata, Actinopteri, Atheriniformes, Atherinopsidae.
AUGGACCCAGGGGAGGCUCACGCCCAGCGGCCAGUCACUUUAGACAUCACUGUGGAGGAUGUAAACAGGGAAGCUCCAGCUCCAGACCUUUUAGAGGCAGCCACCAGCGAGACCCCUCCCAGUGACAACAUCAUCCUGCCCCAACAAGACAGCAUUGACCUGGGCGGCGGGGAGUUUGUCACCCCUCAGGAGGACAGCAGUGCCACGGCCUCGGAGAGCCUGAUGGACAGACUCAAUGACCAGAUGAUGGAGAGCGUCAUGAUUUCUGACUCGCCUAAUAACAGUGAGGAGGACGAGGUGGGACCUAUUGACUCCUUGCUGGAUGGAGGUGAAGAGGAAGGUACAGCCACAGACAACAAAGGGGAGGAAGAUCAAACUGGACAGAACACGACUGAUAUUAAGGUUUCAACAGAACAACAACAGAAUGAAUGUUUAGAAGAGGACACAAAGGAGCCGAUGGAGGCACCAGAGCAAGUCGCAACCUGUGUUACACCUGAAGCUGAAAUUCAGAGUGAGACACUUAUUCUGAGUCAUGAACCAGAACCCCAGUCAACAAAAGAACCCAGCCCAAAAGAUGAGGCUAUUCCGGUGUGUACUAUAUUCAACCAGGGCACCCAGCCCAAAUCACUAAUGCCCGAUGGCUUUCAGCCCACUCUUAUCAAGUCCCCCAGCUUUAGUUUGGGGAGUGGGGGGGCGACUGAUGAGGCAGUGACCCCCAAUAAGCUGACCGCCCCUUUAGUAUGUCAGCCUAGCCCGAGUCUCAGUAAGUUCUUCACCGACAACGGACAGACAAACCCAGCCGUGGACUUCUUCGAUUCUUUCACCGUCCCGUCCUCGUUCAUCUCCGUCUCCAACCCCAACGCGGACGUUCCUCCUGGCUCCGCCCCCAUACCUCACACCCCCGAGCGCCAGCUAUCCUCCACCUCCUCCUCAAUCUCCACCCCGGGCGGAAAUCUGGACUCUGGUGCUCCCACUCCCGGUUCAGUUUUUGGCCCUCCUCCUCCUCCUUCUUCUGAGCCCCUGACUCAGACUCAGCCCCCGGCCUCCACCACCCAGGCUCAGCCCUUUUCUCAGCUCCAGGCCGUGUUUUCGGGGAGUGAUGACCCCUUCGCCACAGCGCUGAGCCUGAGUGAGGUGGACCGUCGCCAUGACGCCUGGAUGCCGAGUGAGGCCACCAGGAAAGUCCUGAUCUCUGUGGCCACUCAGCAGUACAGUCCGGCCUACGUAGAGACCAGCAAACUCACCAUGCCUGGACUCAAGUUUGACAACCUACAGGGGGAUGCGGUAAAAGACUUAAUGCUCCGGUUCCUGGGAGAGCAGGCGGCCAUGAAGCGUCAGGUCCUGACCGCCAGCUCUGUGGAGCAGUCCUUCAGCGGCCUCAAGCAGCUCAUC